UUCUUCUCCUCCUCCGUCACGUUUCUUCUUUUCUCCUUCAUUAGUUCUCGCUUUGGCCUCGCUAUAACCUUAACCCUAUCUCGACAUCCUUAGGAGCGGAGCGAGGAGGAGGGUGGCAAUGGCGGACCGAGUCUACCCUUCCGCGAAGCCUAACCCGCAACCUCCCAGCGCCAACAACAGUGGCGGCGGAGGGAGGCCGCCCUCCUUCCCGCCAUCCAAGGGCCAGACGUACGGUGCCACCCGCCAGGCCUACCGCCCGCAGCCCCGAAAGCUGCCGCCGCCGCCCCGCCGCCGCCGGGGCUGCUGCCUCUGGCUCACCCUCAUCAUCGUCGCCUUCGUCUUCCUCGCCGCCAUUGCCGCCGGCAUCUUCUACGUCAUCUACCGCCCCCGCCGCCCAACCUUCGAGGUAGACGGCCUCCGAUUCUCCGCCUUCAACGUCUCCGGCGACGGCCAGCUCACCUCCCGUCUCGAACUCAACCUCACCGCCUUCAACCCCAACCGCAAGAUCGUCUACCUCUACGACGCGGCCUCCAUCUCCGUCUUCUCCGGCGGGGUCGACGUCGGCGACGGGUCCUUCCCCGCCUUCAUCCAGGAAGCGAAGAACGCCACCCUACUCGCCGCGGCGCUGUCGGCCCCCGGCGGCCAGACGCUGGACUCGACGGCCGUGUCGGAUCUGAAAAAGAAGACGAGGCUGCCGCUGGAGAUCGAUGUGGACACCAAGGUGGGGGUAAAGAUGGGAGGUUGGAAGACGAAGAAAAUGAGGAUCCAGGUUCGGUGCGAGGGGAUCGACGUGGGCGUCCCCAAGGGGAAGGCGGCGCCGGCGGUGUCCUCCCCCACCGCCGCCUGCAAAGUCAAGCUCCGAGUCAAGAUCUGGAAGUGGACCAUCCCUUAGACCGAGCCCUUUCUCUCACUCUGCAUCAUUACACCGACCGGUGUCCCUAUAAUUACCACGAAACGGGCAACAGAUCAAGACGAUACUUGAUUAAGAUGUUUGGGAUAAUUAUUAUUGUUAUUGUACUUUUGGUCGUUUUCUUUAACCGUGUACUGCUGUAAGAUGCGGACUAAAAUGUGAUGGAUUGAGCUGGAGAUUUGUGCAAUGGUGCAUGCGGACAUGAUGGGAAA
Messenger RNA from Musa acuminata subsp. malaccensis (wild Malaysian banana), 1122 nucleotides. Lineage: Eukaryota; Viridiplantae; Streptophyta; Magnoliopsida; Zingiberales; Musaceae. The record is from RefSeq and is a predicted model, not a curated record.